This is a messenger RNA of Urocitellus parryii (Arctic ground squirrel), 1357 nucleotides long. It is a transcript of the gene Kxd1, whose product is annotated as KxDL motif containing 1. Gene Ontology annotation, biological process: lysosome localization. Gene Ontology annotation, cellular component: BORC complex. The record is from RefSeq and is a predicted model, not a curated record. Lineage: Eukaryota; Metazoa; Chordata; Mammalia; Rodentia; Sciuridae.
UGCCGCGCCUCCACGCACGCAUGUCGGUCCCAGAAUACGGCGCCGCCACGCGCGCUCGCACGCACGGUGCGUGGUGACGUCGAGGCGGCGAGGGCGCCAUCCCGGAAGCGCGAGCAAGGCUGCCAGAUGUGCAGGCCGUGGAGGAGGAGGRAGAGAUGGACCCCCCGGACUCGGCCUCGAGGGUCUUCUGCAGCAGAAUCCUGAGCAUGGUGAACACGGAUGACGUCAAUGCCAUCAUCCUGGCCCAGAAGAACAUGCUGGACCGUUUUGAGAAGACCAAUGAGAUGCUGCUGAAUUUCAACAACCUGUCCAGCGCCCGCCUGCAGCAGAUGAGCGAGCGCUUCCUGCACCACACAAGGACGCUGGUGGAAAUGAAGCGGGACCUGGACAGCAUCUUCCGCAGGAUCAGGACCCUGAAGGGGAAACUGGCCAGGCAGCACCCGGAGGCCUUCAGCCACAUCCCAGAAGCUUCCCUCCUGGAGGAUGAAGACGAGGACCCCAUCCCGCCCAGUGUCACCACCACCAUUGCCACCUCGGAGCAGAGCACAGGCUCAUGUGACACCAGCCCUGAUACUGUCUCGCCCUCCCUCAGCCCUGGCUUCGAAGACCUGUCCCACAUGCGGCCUGGCUCUCCCACUGUCAACGGCCACAGCCAGACGGAUGAUGAGGGGAGGCCAGGAGAGUAGCCCUGCUCCAGGCACCCAGAGGUCUUGGGCAGCAGUAGCCAUCCCCAGGUGUCUGAGGUGGCAGUGGGUAACCCUGCCUCACCAUCUUCACCUUUGCCACCCUGUUCUGUCAUCCAGGGCUCCCUCCUGGGGCUGUGGAAUUCCUGGGGUCUCUAAUUUCCUGCUCCUUCUCCUGGGAACAUAACCUCAUGCCAGGGCGCAGCCAUCCCAGCUGGAGUGGUGGGGCUGGGCACAAGGGAUGUUUUCAGAGCCAGGCCUCAGGUCUGCUCUGAACAACAGUUAAGAGGUGACCUAUCCCCUGGCUAGGACCUCCUGGAGGUGGACAAGAUCGUCACAUCAUCCUCUCACCCUGCACCCACUAAUUCUGGUUCCCCUGCCCCUUCCUCGGACUGAAGUACUGAGUACUUUCUCCAGUUAGUGUCUCCAGGAGGUUUCUGACACAGAGAAGGAAGUUAGAGAUGGAGGCUGGAUGGCCACUCAGCCCUGGGCCUGUGAGGCCUGUGUUUGAAUAGAGGUGUGGACCUCAGAGGCCCCGUAGGCAUCUCCUGGGUUUCCUGGAGCAAGCAACACCACCUUGGAAAACAGUUUAGUGGAAUAUUUUUGUACCCGAUGUUUACAGAUGCUGUUGGGAAGUUAUCAAUAAAAAGACUGUUGCUAAAAAGGGAAGAGCA